AAUGUAUACCCACCUCUCUCUCUCCUCCCCCACUCUCUCUCUAAAAGUAGUGCUUUUUCAUCGACAUUCACGCGGAUUACAGAUCGUUUACAGUAUUUGAACAAACCCUAGCAUCAAAAGUUUGUUUUUUUUUCUUCCAGUUUUUGAAUUUGGUUUCAGAAAUUCAAUCGAGUUUGAGUUUGUUGUAGAAACGGAUUUGGGGUUGUUUUUGUAUGUUUAGGGUUUUGAUUAUGAUGAUGAAAGUAUAAGUGAUGUGUUGCAAUCGGAAUCGGGUUGUUGUUUUUGUUCAAUUUUAUAUGGGUAAAAAAGAAUGCCGGAGUUGCGGAGUGGGGUAUGUCGGCGCCGUGCUCCUCCUCCAGUAGUUGAAACAAAACCCGAAACGAAGAAAAGGGUUGGUGGCGGUGGUGUUGGUGGUCGGAGUUAUAUAAAGACUCGUGCUGCUAAGGCUAAGGCAGCGGAAGCAGAAGCAAAGCUUGUGGAAGUAGAGGAAGAGGAAGUGAAGGAGAACGAAAACGAGAGAGUAGAGGGAGAAGAAGUUGAAGAAGAGCAUAAGAUGGGUGAUGAGAGUGGUGGUUUGAGUGCUAAUAAUAAAGUGACUGCACAGGAAGAUGAAAGUACUUCUCUUUUUCCUGAUCAGGUGCAAGUAGGAGGAUCUCCAGUUUAUAAGGUUGAAAGGAAGCUAGGUAAAGGUGGUUUUGGACAGGUGUUUUUGGGUCGCCGUCUUACCGGUGGAAAUGAACGUGCUAGUGGUCCCUUGGCUUUGGAGGUCGCACUGAAGUUUGAGCAUCGAAACAGCAAAGGCUGUAGCUAUGGCCCUCCAUAUGAGUGGCAGGUUUACAAUACUCUUGGAGGCAGCCAUGGAGUGCCUAGAGUGCAUUAUAAAGGACGGGCAGGAGAGUAUUAUGUGAUGGUUAUGGACAUGCUAGGCCCUAGCUUAUGGGAUGUAUGGAAUUCCUCUGGGCAAUCAAUGUCAGCAGAAAUGGUGGCUUGUAUUGCAGUUGAGUCAUUGUCGAUUUUGGAAAAGCUGCAUGCGAAAGGUUAUGUUCAUGGAGAUGUGAAGCCAGAAAACUUUUUACUUGGCCAGCCAUCAACACCACAAGAGAAGAAGUUGUUCCUAGUUGACUUGGGACUGGCCACAAAGUGGAAAGACACUUCAAAAGGGCAGCAUGUCGGAUAUGAUCAGCGUCCUGACACGUUCAGAGGGACUGUUCGCUAUGCAAGUGCACAUGCUCACUUGGGAAGGACUGCCAGUAGAAGAGAUGAUUUGGAAUCACUUGCAUAUACACUAAUUUUUCUUCAUCGAGGCAGGCUCCCAUGGCAGGGCUAUCAGGGUGAUAACAAAUCAUUUUUAGUCUGUAAAAAAAAGAUGGCAACAUCUCCAGAGAUGCUUUGUUGCUUCUGCCCUGCACCUUUUAGAGAAUUUCUUGAUACAGUAAUUAACAUGAAGUUUGAUGAAGAACCGAAAUAUUCAAAGUUAAUCUCUUUAUUUGGGAGCUUGCUUGGAGCUGAUCCUGCUAUAAGGCCGAUCAACACAGAUGGUGCUCAAAAGGCUAUUCAAGUUGGCCAAAAGCGGGGGAGACUAACUUUAAAUGAGGAAGAAGAGCAGCCUCAGAAGAAAAUUCGAAUCGGUGUUCCUGCGACGCAAUGGAUUUCAAUAUAUAAUGCCAGAAAGCCGAUGAAACAGAGGUACCAUUACAAUGUAGCAGACACAAGAUUGGCACAGCAUGUGGAGAAAGGGUCUGUGGAUGGUUUGUCUAUAAGUUGUGUAGCAUCAUGUUCUAGCUUAUGGGCUAUCAUCAUGGAUGCUGGAACGAACUUCACUAGCCAAGUUUAUGAGCUGUCACCUUUCUUCUUACACAAGGAGUGGAUUAUGGAGCAAUGGGAGAAAAACUAUUAUAUUAGUUCUCUUGCUGGUGGCAUAAAUGGAGCCUCUUUAGUAGUAAUGUCAAAAGGCACACAGUUCACUCAACAGUCUUAUAAAGUCAGUGAGUCAUUUCCCUUCAAGUGGAUAAGCAAGAAAUGGAAAGAAGGGUUCCAUGUGACCUCCAUGGCAACUGCUAACACUAGGUGGGCUGUUGUUAUGUCACGCAAUUCAGGCUUCAGUGAUCAGGUGGUAGAGCUUGAUUUCCUUUAUCCUAGUGAGGGUAUUCAUAAGAGGUGGGAUAAUGGUUAUCGUAUUACGGCAACAGCUGCUACGCCAGACCAAGCUGCUCUUAUCCUGAGUGUACCUCGCCGAAGACCUGGUGAUGAGACUCAAGAAACUCUGCGAACAUCUCAGUUUCCCAGCACACAUGUUAAGGAAAAAUGGGGAAAGAAUCUGUAUCUUUCUUGUCUAUGCUAUGGACGCACUGUAUCUUAAAACAAAUCGUGACCAAAUUGUUGUAACCCGACAUUUGGAUCUUAUAUCUUGUUGUUUCAUUGUCCAAGUGUAAAUGGAUGGUGGUGGUGGUAAGAAGUUAGAUGUGUCUUAGAAUGUUAUGCUAUAGGAGAACUUUUAGUUUGUCUUAAAAUUAUGAAAAUGUUGUAGCUGCUCUGUGUAACAGCUUUCUGCUUAUGAUGUUGUUGUUAUCCUACUAGUACAGGAACAAUUGUUCUUGCUGCAAUAAUUGUUUCGUGUACUCAAAUUUCUGGGGAAAGUUUUAAUGUUAUCUUUACCUAUCGAUUAUCUUGUUCUA
This is a messenger RNA of Solanum lycopersicum (tomato), 2675 nucleotides long. RefSeq names its product casein kinase 1-like protein HD16. Gene Ontology annotation, molecular function: ATP binding; protein serine/threonine kinase activity. NCBI's taxonomy places the organism in Eukaryota, Viridiplantae, Streptophyta, Magnoliopsida, Solanales, Solanaceae. The record is from RefSeq and is a predicted model, not a curated record. Gene Ontology annotation, cellular component: nucleus; cytoplasm. Gene Ontology annotation, biological process: peptidyl-serine phosphorylation; signal transduction; endocytosis.